AUGUUCAACCACCUUCUUCGACCAGGGUUUCCUGCACGUCCUGUAUAUCGAAGUAAGCAGCAAGAAGUCACGACCAUGUCUUUGACGCAGCAGAUCGACGCCGAAAAUGCGCCCAACUACGAGGACAUGGAGAAGCAGUUUGCAGUCAAGGCUGUUCAUCAUAUGACGGUCUAUUGGGGUAUCCUCGAGAAGAUGCCUGGAUCCGUAUUGAGAUUGACGCGUAUGGAUGACGAGAUUCUCGAACAUUUCAAAAAGGACUUUCCCGACUUCGAUCCUGCUCAGACCAUAGAUGAGGACAAGAUGAAGAGUAAGGAAGGGAAAGAACAAUGGAGAAAUUUCGUCAACCAGUACGAGAAAAAGGUCGAAGACUUCAAUUUUGGCACUAUGUUGAGAAAGAACCCGCAAACAGAAUAUGGUGAGAAGGAAACCAUCUUUGCUGUUCGUAUGCAGUUCUACGCCAUCGAGAUUGCCAGAAAUCGUGCUGGCCUGAAUGAUUGGAUUUAUGAGCAGGCACAAAAUGCUAAGAAAGCUUCGUAG
Lithohypha guttulata is the source of this 537-nucleotide messenger RNA. RefSeq lists its product as uncharacterized. The transcript has 2 exons. The coding region runs from base 1 to 537 and encodes 178 amino acids. Gene Ontology annotation, cellular component: cytoplasm. Lineage: Eukaryota; Fungi; Ascomycota; Eurotiomycetes; Chaetothyriales; Trichomeriaceae. The record is from RefSeq and is a predicted model, not a curated record.